Messenger RNA from Otolemur garnettii (small-eared galago), 1402 nucleotides. RefSeq names its product regucalcin (gene RGN). The transcript has 7 exons. Gene Ontology annotation, biological process: L-ascorbic acid biosynthetic process. Gene Ontology annotation, molecular function: gluconolactonase activity; enzyme regulator activity; calcium ion binding. NCBI's taxonomy places the organism in Eukaryota, Metazoa, Chordata, Mammalia, Primates, Galagidae. The record is from RefSeq and is a predicted model, not a curated record. Bases 122 to 1021 code for a protein of 299 amino acids.
GCACUGUCCCAACAGCCAGCCCUCAGGGUCACCAGCAUCAAGGUGUAGAGAUCAAAGUGUUGCUAUUUUGCUUUUUCAAAGAUAGCUUUAAAAAAAGUCACUGUAUAUCUCCCUGGUGACAAUGUCUUCCAUUAAGAUUGAGUGCGUUUUGCCAGAGCACUGCCGGUGCGGUGAGUCUCCGGUCUGGGAGGAGGCAUCCAAUUCUCUGCUUUUCGUAGACAUUCCUGCAAGAAAGGUUUGCCGAUGGAAUUCUCUCACCAAGCAAGUGCAGCGAAUGACCGUGGAUGCCCCUGUCAGCUCUGUGGCCCUUCGCCAGUCAGGAGGCUAUGUCGCCACCAUCGGAACAAAGUUCUGUGCUUUGAACUGGGAAAAUCAAUCAGUAGUUGUCCUGGCCACAGUGGAUAAAGAUAAGAAAAACAAUCGAUUCAAUGAUGGGAAGGUGGAUCCCACCGGGAGAUACUUUGCUGGCACCAUGGCUGAGGAGACAGCCCCGGCGGUUCUUGAGCGGCGCCAAGGAUCCCUGUACUCUCUCUUUCCCGACCAUCAUGUAGAAAAGUACUUUGACCAGGUGGACAUCUCCAAUGGCUUGGAUUGGUCACUAGACCACAAAAUCUUCUAUUACAUUGACAGCCUGUCCUACUCUGUGGAUGCCUUUGACUAUGACCUGAAGACAGGACAGAUCGCCAACCGCCGAAGUGUGUACAAACUAGAGAAAGAAGAACAAAUCCCAGAUGGAAUGUGCAUGGAUGCUGAGGGGAAGCUCUGGGUGGCCUGUUACAAUGGAGGAAGAGUGAUCCGUUUAGAUCCGGAGACAGGGAAAAGACUCCAAACUGUGAAGUUGCCUGUUGAUAAAACAACUUCAUGCUGCUUCGGAGGGAAGGAUUACUCUGAAAUGUAUGUGACCUCUGCCCGGGAUGGGAUGGACUCUGAGGGUCUUUUGAAGCAACCACAGGCUGGUGGAAUUUUCAAGAUAACUGGUCUGGGGGUCAAAGGAAUUGCCCCCACCCCCUAUGCAGGAUGAUGACAGUUCUGCUUUCCCUCCAGAGGAAACUUUGAAGAUAACUAGAGAAUUCUGGGGCUGAAAUUUCAAUCUGAGAGAGAAAAAUAAGCAAUGAUAUUCUUAACAGGGUUAAAUUUUAAUUUACAAUUUUUUAAAGGCAGAGCAUUUUUAACAAGAGGUGGCUUUGAUAACACACUACAAGGCCUUCUGUAAACACACUACAAGGUAUUUCUGUAAAAGAUACGCAAAAAUCGAUCCACUGUCAACCACCUCUUGAUUCCUUGCAAUUGCUUUGUGGGGGUGGUUGCGGUAUAUCUUGUCUUUAUUCUGCAUAUCAUGCUUAUUAAACCUUAAGCUUAAAAAAAGACUAAUAAAUAGUAACCUGGUGAUGACUUAUUACAA